Emericellopsis atlantica is the source of this 1489-nucleotide messenger RNA. RefSeq lists its product as uncharacterized. Lineage: Eukaryota; Fungi; Ascomycota; Sordariomycetes; Hypocreales; Bionectriaceae. The coding region runs from base 185 to 1489 and encodes 434 amino acids. The transcript is spliced from 2 exons. The record is from RefSeq and is a predicted model, not a curated record.
AUUCCUAAUUCAAGGGCAGGACAGAAUCUCAGCCAGUUGAACGGUAACAGAUCUCACAAGGGGGACGCGGGGUAUCACGUGACUCUCCAAUAAAGGACAUGGUGUCCUUUGUGACUCAUUCGUGGAGUGCCGUCACGCAACGCCCAGUUACUAGUCCUCCGCGACGUUUGUUGAACUACCAACCAUGGAUGCGGAUAGCUCUGUGAAUGACUGGACUAGUGACGAAGCGAGCGAGUCUCCGCCUAGCGACUUUCCCGAUGACGAUGACCAGUCUCGACGAGUAGCCCUGACCCGGAAGAGCCAGCUGAGACCUGCUGGGCUGGGCCUUGCCUUUGUCCCUUACGCCGACUGGAGACCUACGCUGCCCUACAACGAACAGCCGCCCGAGUGCAUACGCUAUAACGUGGAAUGGAAGUUAUCGGUGAAUAACAGGCAGAGAUCGGGUGAAUCGGAACCGGGUGUGGUAAUAUCGCCACAAAGGUUCUGGAAACAUGUCCUUCGAUCGAAGAAGCCGCCCCCCAAGCCUUGGGGCUCUACCGAAACGAAGAUUGUGCUAUCUGUGACCGAUCGAAAAACGGGCAGUAUAACCAAGCGAUUUCCAGAACUGAAGGUUGACUGGUCAUAUGUGGCGAAGCAGCUACAAGACUGGAGCCACUUCUUGCGUGACGGCAAAAAGCUAUCGGCCCAAGUUGUAUUCUACUACGAGGAAUGUGGCAAGACGGCACCCGCAGCCAGAGGGGCGACUGCUACUCAACUUGCCGAGACUAACGCCCGAAAUGAUGCUGAGGUAGCCGUAUUGGGCCGGCCAGAUAGCUGGAGGGAAGUUAUCGCCCUUGUUCGCUGUCCGGGACCGCCGUGCGACAAAGGCCCAUACUGCUGGCAGGACGGGCAAAGGCACUAUAAACUGCUAGGUCAUCACUUGAAGAUCCUAGUGGAUGAGGCACAGAAGGGUCACAGCAUGCGAACACAUGAUGACAUACCGGAACGUGUCCGACAGGAGCUAUACGCCGAAGAACAACAACAAGGGGAGCGUAAACGCAAGAGACAGUGUCGGGACUCAGGCAGUCGCUCUGCUAGCCCCCCGGUAAUUCACAUUCACAACAUUCCAAGUGACGCGGAUGCCACCCGGUAUGGGACUGAAAUUCCAUCUACACCUGAGAUGGUGUUUUCAACGUCGCCUACCUUUGACUUCCAGGCGUUGAGAGAUGAUACAGUCAAAGCAUACGUUGCAUGGCAGAGAUCGAAGAUCGGGUGUCAAGAACAGGAGGGCCAUUUUAACCAGGUCCAAGAGUUGACCCUGGACCAUGGCCUUGACCUUGACCUUGACAUGGUGUACACGAAUCGAGGGAGAUACUACCGGUUCUACAAGGAGUAUGGCGUACUGGAAGGUGUGGCAUGGCGUUUCGUUUGUGAUAUUAAGUGUUUUAUGACACUGCACAACACAGCAGAGACUAUAGCGAACUUGCUACGUACAGAUGCAUGGCAAUGA